This is a messenger RNA of Morone saxatilis (striped sea-bass), 782 nucleotides long. It is a transcript of the gene plaat1l, whose product is annotated as phospholipase A and acyltransferase 1-like. Gene Ontology annotation, molecular function: glycerophospholipid phospholipase A1 activity; A2-type glycerophospholipase activity. The record is from RefSeq and is a predicted model, not a curated record. Gene Ontology annotation, cellular component: cytoplasm. Gene Ontology annotation, biological process: N-acylphosphatidylethanolamine metabolic process. The coding region runs from base 75 to 533 and encodes 152 amino acids. The transcript has 5 exons. NCBI's taxonomy places the organism in Eukaryota, Metazoa, Chordata, Actinopteri, Moronidae.
UGGGGUUCCUGUGUGUGUGGUGUUGGUUUUGUUUCACAAGCGAGUGAAGAAAGCCACAGUAAAUACCUCAACCCAUGGGCCUGAAACAUUCCCAGCCCCAGCUGUUCCCGGGAGACAUCGUGGAGUAUCCCAGGAACAAAUACUUCUCUCAUUUCGCGGUGUACUACGGAGAGAGGGAGGGUGUACCCUACGUUGCUCACCUGACAUGCCGAGAUUCAGACUCCAAGCUGCCGCUCUUUGGCCGAGCUCUGAGGUCAGAGAUCAAACUGGAUCCCCUGGAGCUGCUGGGGAAAAAGUACAAGGUCAACAACAUGUUGGACGACGCGUACCCAGCCAGAGACUUCCACGGCGUGGUGAAGCCGGCGAUCGAUGACUUGAUGGGACGAGAGGUGACGUUCGAUAUCUUGUUUCAUAACAGCGAGCACCAGGCGACGCUCCUCAGAUACGGAGUCAAGAAAUCCUCUCAGAUAGAGAAGAUUUAUGAACACAUCAUGCCGGCCUGGAAGAAACUGUUUGAGAAGAAAAAACUGUGAAAACUUCUACAUCUCAACCACUGGAGGGCGAUAUAUUGUUUCUACUAAUCCAUCGUUAGGGAUUAAAGGUUCCAUGGUAUAGUUAUAAUUUCUAAAAGGUUGGAAUAUUUCCAGAAGAAGGAAAUAAAAUGUUGUAUUUUAUAUUUGGAUUGAUGACACUUUUUAUUCUGGAAAUGGGAACAAAAAGAUUUUAUUUUAUAUUCUUUUCGCAUGUAUGCUGCAUCUUUAAUUAAAAUGUUUUUAGCCAAA